Chrysochloris asiatica (Cape golden mole) is the source of this 1020-nucleotide messenger RNA. Its product is annotated as sialic acid-binding Ig-like lectin 8-like. The transcript has 5 exons. Gene Ontology annotation, molecular function: sialic acid binding. Gene Ontology annotation, cellular component: plasma membrane. Lineage: Eukaryota; Metazoa; Chordata; Mammalia; Afrosoricida; Chrysochloridae. Gene Ontology annotation, biological process: cell adhesion. The record is from RefSeq and is a predicted model, not a curated record. The coding region runs from base 1 to 1020 and encodes 339 amino acids.
AUGCUGCUGCUGCUACUGCUGAUGCCCCUACUUUUGGGGCAGAGGGGAGCUGAGAGUCAGAGUUCUUACAGAAUUAAUGUGACAAGGUCUGUGGACGCUAAGGAAGGCCAGUGCAUCUAUGUGUCCUGCACUGUCGUCUACCCCAAGGAAAACAGGACUGACCCAGUUCAUGGCUACUGGUUUAGAGAAAAUUAUAAAUUGCAUCUCGAUACUCUAGUGGCCACAAACGACCCAAAUAAAAAAGUGCGGAAUGAAAUGAAGCGCCGAUUCCACCUCCUUGGAGACCCUGAAAAGAAGAACUGUUCCCUGGAUAUCAGAUACAUCAGGACUGAGGACUCCGGGUCAUACUAUUUUCGAGUGGAAAGAGGAAGUAUGAUGUACAGUUAUAAGACUGAUCUUCUCUCUGUGCAUGUGACAGAUCAGAACAUGACCAUAACUGCCUUCCAAGGAAAUGGCACAGAAUCCAGCGUUAUAAGACAUGGUUCAUCAUUGUACGUCCAGGCGGGCCAGUACCUGCGUCUGGUCUGUGUCACCAGAGGCAAGCGCUCUGUCUAUCUGAAUUGGAUGCGAGGAAGUCUCACCCUGUGCCCCUCACAGCCCUUGGACCCUGGGAUCCUAGAGCUACCUCAAGUACAUGCCAGGGAUGAAGGGCAAUACACCUGCCGGGCUCAGAACUCCCUGGGUUUCCAGGAUGUGUCCCUGUACCUCACUCUGCAUAGAAAGAUAUUGGGUCACCUGGUCAAAUUCCAAAUAAGCAACCCCCCAGAACACGAUCUCCCAGUUGUGGACUCAGAGAAGGAAGAAGGUCUCCAUUACGCAUCCCUCAUCUUUAAUGAGAAGAACGAAUUCCUCAGCUUUAAUGAGAAGAACCCUGUGUAUUUGCAGAAACAGGAAGCCACUGGCACUGAGUACUCAGACGUCAAAACUACAAGUGAGACCCCUGGCUGGAGGGAUCAAGGGCCCACCAAGGCAAAGAGAGAAGAGAGGCUGAUUCCUGUAACCUUCAAGCCUUCUAAGUGA